Messenger RNA from Salvelinus sp. IW2-2015, 2068 nucleotides. RefSeq names its product ankyrin repeat and SOCS box protein 5. Gene Ontology annotation, biological process: protein ubiquitination; intracellular signal transduction; positive regulation of protein catabolic process. The record is from RefSeq and is a predicted model, not a curated record. Gene Ontology annotation, molecular function: protein binding. Lineage: Eukaryota; Metazoa; Chordata; Actinopteri; Salmoniformes; Salmonidae.
CGCUGCGCCACUCGGGAGCCCAAGAUACAUUCCUUAUGUUUCCAAAAGCGUACCGCAAGCGUUGCGUGUUAAUGUUUAGAGCAAGCGUCAAGGCUCUUAACAAAACUCCCCCAGUCAGAAGAUACUAUCGUCAAUAGUCGUUAAAGCAGUUAGCAUCUACGAAUAAGGUAUGUGUACAGUAGACAGACCUGCAGACCAAAACAACACUUAAACUGCUCAGUGUCAGUGACAGACAAGUGUGCCAACAUGCUUGGUCCAUGGAAAGGGAGCACCAAUGCAGCAAACAGAAACACAAAGUAAAAUAUUGUUGUGCUUCAUUAAAGGUCAGCGAUGUAGUUCACAUAACUUUUGUUUCUGACUUACAGUGGCUUGGUCUUUGAUUGCUACAUCAAGCAGGUUAUUUCAAGAUAACUUGAAACGAGAGUCAAGCGAUUUUACGGCUAUUCCCAGUGUAGACAUAUUGGCUCAGCAUAUACUCAUCCCAUGAUUGGACUGCAUGGAACUUUAGUACUUUACCUCAAACUAAGAGAAAAAGAAUACAACAUUUUCAGCAGUGUUAUAGAUCAGUGAUAUGGAGGGAGGCAACAAUGAUGACAGUCUGGAACACAUCUGGCGUUAUUCUGGAUAUUGACCCAGGGUCCUGGGCAGACCGCUCACCCUUACAUGAUGCUGCAUGCCAAGGUCGUCUCUUCGCUCUGAGGAAUCUCCUUUUACAGGGCCACAAUGUAAAUGCGGUCACUAUAGACCAUGUGAGUCCUCUCCACGAGGCCUGCUUUGAAGACCAUGUAGCAUGUGCCAGAGCUCUGAUCGCUGCAGGAGCCAAUGUGAACAUCACCACCAUUGACGGGGUAACUCCCCUGUUCAACGCGUGCUCAGUGGGUAGUGUAUCAUGUGCAGAGGUCCUCCUGGAGAACGGGGCCAAACCCGAGGCGCUGGUAUUUCAGCCCUCGCCCAUUCACGAAGCCAGCAGUAAAGGCAGCAGUGAGUGUGUGGAGACUCUAGUCAGAUGGGGAGCAGAUGUGGACUUUGAAAUUCCUCACCUGGGAACGCCCCUCUACACCGCCUGUGUCUCUCAGGAGAUAGAGUGUGUCCGGAGGCUGCUGAGGGAAGGAGCAAAUGUACAGAAAGGUAUAUAUAUGGAAUCUCCCUUACAUGCUGCCGCUGAAAAGGACUGCACAGCCAUUGUUAAGCUGCUGUUGGACUUCGGGGCAGAUAUCAACGCCAGGAACAUGGCGUACCAGAGACCUGUGGAGGCCGCUCCCCCCAGCAGCCUGACAGAGGGGUUCCUUUUGGUCUAUGAGGCCACGCCCCAACCACUGAGUCAGCUGUGUCGACAGCGCAUCCGUGACUGUGUGGGCCGCGACAGGUUUCACCUCGUCAACCAUCUACCCCUGCCCAAUCCCCUCAAGAACUACCUCCAGUACAGAUGAUAAGCAGAGAACAUCACAAUUUCAUACGCUGUGGUGGUGGCUUCUUCCAUGUUGUCAAUCAUUCAUGGGAACUCAACAGCCUGCAAUGGUUGAAGGAGCACUUUUGACACAACUGGCACUUUAAGGAAUGAAAUGCAUACUUGAUAUAGCUUAUACUUGAUUUUAGUGUGGUUCACAAGAUCAAAUGCUCAAAUUUGGGAUUGGAGCAAUGACCAACAACCAUGGUUUGCUAUGAACAUUUUCAAGGGAGAGAUUCAUGUAAAUCCAGAGCUCAAUUGUUAAACACACUUAGAAAAUGAGUGCCUCUUUUCACUAUUUAGUCAAUAAAAAUGGCUGGCACAUAUGCUCAUACUGUACAAUAGCACAAUUUAAAGUGCAUGCGUUUUAUGAAAAAAUUUGCUUAAUUUUGAUUAUUACACUAUAAUGGUUUAUCACCUUGUUCUGUGAUUUACGUUAGACCUAUGCAUCGGCAAAACUUGAAAUUCACCAAAAUCCUUACCAUUAUGGAGAACAAUUCACUCAUGCAUUCAUAUCCUCCAAAAUAUAGACAUACAUUUGAUUGCUUGAUGUGUUUUAUUAUGUGCAAUAUCAUUGUCUGAGCUGCAAGCUAUUAUCUUAUUAAAACGCUUUGAAUUCAA